Peniophora sp. CBMAI 1063 is the source of this 5139-nucleotide messenger RNA. Lineage: Eukaryota; Fungi; Basidiomycota; Agaricomycetes; Russulales; Peniophoraceae. The record is from the annotation of a GenBank genome assembly.
AUGGACGGUUCAAGCCUGCGAAAGUCAUGGUAUAACGCGCUCGACGAUGCGCAGGUCACAUUCCGGCGUCAUCUCCAGUCCGCCUCUUCCUCUGAAUGGAAGCGCGUCCCCGUACCUGUACCAGCGGAGCCUUCCAUACGAUCCAAAGGGAAAAGCAGAUCAAUACUUCCCGAACUCACUGAUGUGCACGUACAUCGCAAGGCCGGCAAGAGCGAAGAGGCUACUUGGCGCUGUGUACUCGAGCUACCUACCGGCUCAGAUUCGCUCUCAUUGGAUGCCUGGAAAUCUGUACUGUCUACUCCCGAACUACGUAGGGAAUGGGAUCCGGCAGUGGAGAGCGCGCAACUCGUGGAAAUGUUUGACCCCUCGACGCGUGUGGCGAAGACAAUGUUUACUCUGGGGUGGCCUGCAAGCCCACGCGAUGCCGUGACAAUCUCGCGCACGUUCAACGAUGCAAACACGGUCAUCGACAUAUCGACUUCUCUACCCCGCUCUCCGGACGAGCCAACCUAUCUACGACCCAAUCCACCGUAUGUUCGCUCGCACGUCAAACUCUUCGGAUGGUGUAUACAGCACAUCUCUCCCAACGGGACUGGAGAUGAGACCGCUUCGAUGCGCACUGCGGUUCCCUCCCGCUUACGCAUCACCUGCUUCUGGCAACACGACCUACGCGCGAUGUUCAACUUCGGCUCGAAUGCGAGUAUGGCGCAGCAACUGGCAUCAAUGGUGCUCGGACUGUUCAAGACCGUGCUUAAGCGCCGCGCUCGGGUGCCGAUCCUAACGGGAUAUGGCAACGGCGUUUCCAUCGAGCGAAGCCGCUUCGACAUCGACCGAGAGGCGCUUAUUUUGAACUACUCCAUCAUUCCCGAAGACGAGGACCAUUCAACACCGGCGGCAGAAGCAGGACUAGAAGAUCUGCAUGCCCUACGCGAGCAUCGGCGUCUGACCCGCGCUGUAGAGUUCAGCGUCCCUAUCACCGAAGGCUGGGACAUCCAGAUCCACACGUCCGCCUCUUCUUCUGAGGUUGCGCAACUACCCUGGACAGCACGAGCGUUCCGUAGUAGCGAUCUUCCCACGCCCUCUACAUCGACUGCCGAGGACCCGUUCGCAGAUCGACAGGAUGUCACGCUCUGCGUCAGCCAUGCAGAAUUGCCAGACCAUCAUUCGAUCCUCAAAGUCUCGGUGACGAUCGAGCUCUCCGGUCCCUCUAGCGGGCUGAGGCUGAACGGCAUCCCGCAUCCGGUCGAAAUGGUGGAGGAGCGGACGCCACAGUCGUACUUCAUGUCGCAAUCCAUGCUCCAGGAUGCGACGAGCACCGCAGAUAUGAGCUUCCGCACGGCAUCUUCGACCGCCACGAGUGGGAGUGGAUCUAUAGGUUCGGGAUCACAAACCCCUAUUCGUCCAUCUCUUGGUCGUACGCUCACCAACCGGGGCGUCGCGAUGGAGAAGUCGAUCCUCAGCCGCGUGAGGCGUAACUACAUCUACUUUUCGUCGCUAUUGCAGGAGCCCGAGGCCAAAUGGAGACGAACAACGGAAGCGCGCGGGGUCUCUAUCACGCAGCUCGACUCCAUUGACCCGACACUAGUCGUUUAUCGUGCAGAAGCUACCUUUGUCGGUCUUGGGAUCUGGGAUCUUUUUGCCGCCAUCAACUCUCCUGGAGUGCGAGCCUACUGGGAUAAGCAGCACGAAGGCGCAACGCUACUUGAGGAUGUUAACGAGCUCUCCGAGUUGUGGCACCACAAGUUCAAACCGGCGUGGCCUAUCAGUGCGCGCGAUGCUGUCCUACUCAAGACCGUCUACAAAUCACCAAACACAGUCCACGUCUUCUCAUUCUCCGCAGACGACCCAAACCUCUUCCCAAACAUCCCUCCACCAGAUCCAGCCGCCAUCCGUAUGCAAGUUGACCUACAAGGCAUCGCCAUCGAAGCACUCUCUCCCACCACAACCCAACUCGUCUUCCUCGAGCAGAGCGACCCGAAGGGCUGGACAAACAAGACUUCCAUACCCCAACAGAUGAUCUCCGCACUAGCCGGAGUCGGCGAGUUCACUAUCCGCUGUGGUGGUCCACCGAUGGCAACACGGCUGGCUGGAGCCAAGAUGAACGACGUGAAGUACGACCACGAACGAGGCCAGUUCAAGAUCGAGUACGAGGUUGCCGAUUCGAGGCGGCCGAGUACGACAGAUGCCAGUGACGGUGCAGAUGCGGACGCAGUAGCGUCAAGCGCCACCAACCCGCUCGUUGAACUCGAGCUGCGCUGCGACAUCGACACAUGGGCUCAAUCGCUUGAUAUAGUGGUUGACCCGCCACCGCAGGGUAUACUGUGUUUCCGCCGACAUCGACUGAGCGCUGGCGGAGGUGGUCUGUGGUUGACGCUCACACAUGAUGCGGUGCUUGCGGGCGACGAGCGCUUGAUGGCGGUCGUGAGACGCGCGCCCGGUCGCGAGCGAGGCGUGGUGAUGGUGAACGGAGCGCGCGUAACCGUUGAUGUGGAGGAGUUGCCGGAGGCGGAGAUCAAGAGCCUGAGCAAGCAGAAGCGCGUCAAGCCCGCGCGUAUCCCGCUCGAUCAACCUCCCGUCCUCGGCGUCAUUCGCCAACGACGUUUCGAUGAAGAGCCCGACAAAGAGGGAGCGGCGGGCAAGCCACCAUCUUCACCCACUUCAUCCUCGCCGCUCGCGAAGGACGUACCCUCGGCGAUCAAUACUGUCAAGGCGAAUGGCGCGGGUACUUGGGCUGCCCCGCGCUUCCCGAGUCCGCUCGGGCGUUACUUCACCUUCGCAGCGGAACAGACUCAGCAGGCCGUCGCGGCCAUCUCUCCAACUGCGAGCGGUGACGAUGGACCACCUCCUGAACGCGCGCCGAUGCAAGCAGCACUCGAAGCUCUAUCUUUUGUCCGCGACGCCUACGCUAAGCCCGCAGCUGAAGCGGAUGGAUGGGCACCGGUACCUACAAAGGGCAUGACCGUCUUGAAGAGGCUUGAACCGUCGCUCGGUAGCGCGGUACCCGUACAUCGCGGCGAGAAGGUCAUCGAGGGGUUCAGCGCAGGCGAACUCGCAGGCAUCCUCAGCUCCUACGACCUUCGGAAGACCUGGGACGACCGCUUCGCCGGAGCCGAAGUCCUUCAAGCCUUCGGAGCCGGAGCACACACCGCCUUCGUCACCGCGCGCGCCGCCUUCCCCUUCCGCGACCGCGGCUUCCUCCUCGGCACACUCGUAGCAGCCGACGCAGACGCCAACAGCGAGCGCCCGCCCCUCUUCAUCGUAUCCGCAAGCUGCCACCCCGACGCCCUCCCCGGCUUCCUCCCCACGAAAUACAAUCCCUACAACCUCCCGCUCGGCCGCAUGCUCGUCGACGCCUGGGUCCUCGAAACGCUCGACCCCUACGGGCCCGAGAACUACGCCAUCCCCUCCACGCGCGUCACGCGCUUCGCCGCCGCCGAUCUCGCGGGGAGCAUACCCGCGGCCGUAAACUCCUUGCACGUCGCCGCGCUCGCACGACAACCCUUAUCUCUCGAGACCGCAGCAAGGGUGCUUGUGGCGCCGCCGCCUGUGUCGCGAUGGCCGGCGGCGUGCGUGGCGUUCGUUGAUCGGAGACUGGAGGCGCCUGCGCAGGCGCUUGCGAGCUGGAGCGUGAGGAGGAGGGAUAAUGAGCGGGUGUUGGUGGGGGAGAAGUAUGUCAAGGGCGAUAAGACGUAUGAUGCGGUUUUCUUGCUCAGUUUGCCGGGGGAUGGCGUGAGUGCAGGAUCAAGGAAUAAGUCGCCUGAUCCGAGUAGGCGCGCGCCGGUUGUUGAGGCGAAGGAGAAGGAGGAUGAGGAUGGGCCGCCUACUGCGAGGCCUGUUAUGGGACGACAACAUAGCGCGAGCGUGUCGAGCGUUAUGAGCGGUGGAGGGCGACAUUCGCGGUCGUCGACGGGUCCGGGCGAGAGGACGUUGCGCGCUGUGGCGAGUACGAGCGCCUUUACGAGGAGCGGGGAGGUGAAGACGCAGAGCGAUAUGCUUGUUGCGGAGGUCGUCGUUGAUGCGAGGUUGUAUCCCGAGGGAUACGAGAUUGUGUUGAGGUCACGGGUGCUUGCUUCUAAGGACAAUGGAAAGGGGAAAGGCAAGGCGGUUGAGCAGGAGAUCAUCGCGCUCGGUGAAGUGAUUGGUGCGGACGACCGCGCGCUGCCGCUCGCAUACGCUGUGCAUACACUACCGGAGACUCCACUUCACGCAGCGGGUGCACCUCGUCACCUCGUCCGCCUAUCACUUCCUACCGCAGGAUUCUCGGCGCAGAUCGGUACAGUGACGGAUCCGUUAACUGGAGAGACGCGCGCUCCUGCGCCAAUGCCGAAGUGGGCGGAGGAAAUGCGGGAUCGGGGCGCUAUUGUGAAGGUAGAGGUUCGGCCGAAGAGUGAUGGAGAGAAAGGGAAGGAAGGCGAUGUUUGGGUGGACGGGACGAAAGUAGGUGUUGUGGGCGAGAAGGAGAGUUUGACAAAGUUGGGGAGGGAGGAGCUGCUUGACGAGCGUGCGGGGAAGAUGACGGUCUUUACGAGGCAUUCAAGCGAAGAGGAGGAGCUGCCCCGAACGCUCCUCGUCCCGCUCGCGCAUACAAUCUCGAUGCGUGAUCCCGAAGCGGAUGUCCGGCCCGCUUCCGCCGAGGAUAUAGCGACCGAAGGCGAGGAAGCAGGCAGCGUUCUCGAGGACGGUAGUGAGGCUAAGGAAGGAUCGACCGAAGACACGCCGCCUGCGCCGCACCCACCUCCAGCACGCACGCAAAGCGGGCUGUUUGGCUUCCUGGGUGCAUAUCCCAAUAUGCUUACACGCGUAAAGUCAAAGUCAACGCUGUCGUUCACCACGGCCACGCCGGGGACUGCCACGCCCUCGUCUUCGUCUUCGCAUCUACCGCUCGCUCCCCCGCCAGCUCCGCUGCCGCUGUUGCAGAGGAGAUACGAGUUCAAGACUGUAUUGCUCGUCGCGCUGCUCGCGUUCUUGAUCGGAAGUCUGUUGAGGAGCCUGAUCAGCCCUGCAGACUUUGUGUAUGAUGUUGGUGUGGAAGAAGAUGGGAGGCGAGAAGAAGGAUGGCGGGAGAUUAAACGCCUGUUCGAACUCAAGGGCGUCGUUGGCGGAUGGGACUUUCAGGUCGCUGUCAUCCGAAGGCAUUAA